UUGAAGGGAAAAUCGAGCGGCGCUCUUGGAUUGGCCGGCGGGCCGAUGGUGUCCUGAGACGAGACAAUUUGGGCGAGAGAUUGCUUGAAAACCUAGAAAACGACAUUCGUUGUUGGUUUGGUUUUGUUCGGCUCUGUGAUGGUCUCAACUGGGGCAAAGUUGGAUGUCUCGACUUGGGAUGGAACCCUUUCUUCGUGUGAGUUUCGUCUUUCUGCGAUCGCUUUCGCCGAGAGAUGGAAGAGGUUUAACUCCGCUGCUCUCCCUCACUGGUUAUGGAUUUCUUCUUCAAAUCUCCCUUGGAUAGCCGCCAAUGAAGCAGAAGGAUAUUUAUCUCUAGAGGACGUGAUUCUGAACGGGCAUACUGAGGACAAUCACGAUGAAGGAUGUCACACAGAAGAAGAAGAGCCUAGUUACUCUGGUCAGGAUGAUACCGUGGAUGAUGCAAUUUUGGUUGGAAGCUAUGGACAUGAAGUUCAUCAUUAUGAUUUCCACAUGGUAUACAGCUCGUCAUAUAGGGUUCCAGUGCUUUAUUUCCGUGGAUACUGCAGUGAUGGGCAGCCUUUGGCACUGGGUGACAUUGAAAAGGACCUAUUGAUCAACUCUGCAAAGGUGCUUAUGGAAUCUAAAUGGACAUUCAUAACUCAGGAGGAACACCCCUACUUGAACAGGCCAUGGUACACACUGCAUCCUUGUGGGACCGGUGAAUGGAUGAAGCUACUGGUUAUUACGGAUCCUUCAUGGGCCAAAGGUGAAAUCUCAUUUGAAAAGUACCUGAUUUCAUGGCUUUCAGUUGUUGGGCAGGUGGUUGGUCUCAGAAUCCCUUUUGAAAUGUGCAACUACUCCUCCAUUCCUUGAACAAGAUUGAAGAUUCCCAGUUGACAGUAUCAAAGAUUAAUAAUGUCCACUUCCUAUAUUUCACCCUUUUUCUCAUAUACUGUCUGCAAAAAUAAAUAAAAGGAAAAAAAAAAGAGACAGCCAGACAGACUUCUUCUCUAUAAGAGCUUGCAAAAGCUUCUGCUGAUGCUAUGAAAUGGUAGAAUAACAACGUUCAUUUCAUUUGGGAAUUUACAGUUUAA
This is a messenger RNA of Diospyros lotus (date-plum), 1076 nucleotides long. RefSeq names its product ubiquitin-like-conjugating enzyme ATG10. Gene Ontology annotation, molecular function: Atg12 transferase activity. The transcript is spliced from 6 exons. The coding region runs from base 139 to 855 and encodes 238 amino acids. Lineage: Eukaryota; Viridiplantae; Streptophyta; Magnoliopsida; Ericales; Ebenaceae. Gene Ontology annotation, biological process: protein modification by small protein conjugation; protein lipidation; macroautophagy. Gene Ontology annotation, cellular component: intracellular anatomical structure. The record is from RefSeq and is a predicted model, not a curated record.